CAAGAUGUCGAAGCUAGUAUUUCUGAUGGCCUUUGUGGUUCUUUACGGUGUGGUUUCGGCUUAUCCAGCCAACGAGGAUGCGGUUCCUGCUAUCACUCUAGAGGAUGUCGUGGAUUUGGGUGCCCAGGAAGCCAAGGAGGGCGAAAGGACAGCUCGCUGGUUAUGGGGAGGAUGGGGAGGAUGGGGAGGAGGCUGGAAUAGAGGAUGGGGAGGUGGCUGGAAUGGAGGAUGGAACGACGACUGGAAUGGAGGAUGGAACAACGGAUGGAGAAUUUCCUAUCGACCUUGGAGAAGCAGCUAUUGGUGGUGAAUACACCAAAACAGUCGCUUCCAAAAUAACAACAUCAACUCUCAAAAUAAACAACAGCCAACUUUAAAAA
This is a messenger RNA of Drosophila ficusphila, 380 nucleotides long. Its product is annotated as protein suex-1. Bases 5 to 310 code for a protein of 101 amino acids. The record is from RefSeq and is a predicted model, not a curated record. The transcript has a single exon. Lineage: Eukaryota; Metazoa; Arthropoda; Insecta; Diptera; Drosophilidae.